Messenger RNA from Solanum verrucosum, 1167 nucleotides. RefSeq lists its product as uncharacterized. Lineage: Eukaryota; Viridiplantae; Streptophyta; Magnoliopsida; Solanales; Solanaceae. The transcript has 9 exons. The coding region runs from base 1 to 1167 and encodes 388 amino acids. The record is from RefSeq and is a predicted model, not a curated record.
AUGGCAUAUGUCACUGAAUCAACCAAGGCAUAUGGAAAUCCUCUUCAUGAAUUAACUUGGACAAUUGGUAAGGGCACAAUUGUUGAACCAAUAGAACAGGUUAUACCCCCUGAACCACCAUUGUUGCCACCAACGCUGCUAAAAGUUACAUCGUUUGACAGUUUUGACUAUCAAGCUAUAGGUUUCAAAUUCGAUAUUCUUGCCCUCGUGAUAAAUGGUAGCCCUCCAUCAUAUGCCUCAAAUGGGAGCAAAAUUCAUCAUCAUCGACUAUCAAAAUGUAAUAGAAAUCAAAAUGCUUAUCAAAAUGCCUUACAACCAAAUUCCACACUGUUGCUUAAGCAACAAUUGAAAAAACCAACAAAACUCACUCUCUGGGAAGAAUUCAUAGACCUAUAUGGGAAUAAACUUCUCAAACAUCUGAAAGAACUUCAAGAUUUCCCAGUAAUUCUUGCCAGAAAAGUGGUCAAACCAAAAUCAUCUUCAGGCCUUUCAAAUAGAUUUGGUACAACAAUCCAGAUUGAUCCCCCGUACCCACAAGCUAUCGAACUAAAGACAUGGUCCAAUGAAAUAAAACCACUUCUUAGCACAUACAUAACAAAAAGCACCACAGCUACAGGAUCUCUUUUAUUUGUGCCAUUUGAAGAACACAUUGGCCAAAUAUUCCAUGUGCAAGCUCAAUUGUUAAUAUCCAAUGAAACUCAACGAUUCUGUGUUUUACUCUGCUCCGACUGCAAGCAAAUCUUUCCAAGGAAUUGGUCACAGAGAAGAUUCUAUUGUACGACCUGCCAUCGAUCAACACAUCUCACACCCAGAUGCCAGUUCGAAGUAACCAUCCAAGAUGGUACUGGUUCAACAACAGCUAUGAUUUCAGACAAAAUUGGAGGAGCACUACUGUCUCUCACUGUGGCAGAUAUUCAUGAAAUACGUUGCAUCAAGAAACAAUUGUUGCCACUCAUACCCGUGCAACACAAACUGCUAGGGAAGACAUUCACUAUCCAAAUAAAGAAGCUGUUCGCAAAACACAAGGAUGCGUCUUCAGCAAAAUUGUUCAUCAUGUCAAUCACCGAAGAAGAUAUUGCUAGCAACCUGGCAUUGCCACUCACUGCACCAACAACUCCAGAAAGCAGCAAACGCAAGCUGAAGCAAAUCAUGACAAAGGAAGACUAA